AUGAGAAACACCACCUGCUACUUGCCCAAUGGCCUCACCUUUAACGUCUCGCCCGUUUUCGGUGGGGUCACCUUCAAAUCCGCCGAUUUCAACGUCCAGCGCAACUCCACCUUCCCCCCAGGAUGGACAAUCAUAAUCCACACCGAGAAGCCUCACAAGACAGACGAGCAGAAAGAAGAACCAGACUCAGAGCAACCCGGCGACGAUGAAGACAGAUUUACCCGUUUCACUACCCCCACCUUAACCCGCGACUCCCUCUACAUCUCGUAUAUAGUGAACCCACCAUCAAGCGACUUCAAGCCCGUGACCUCACCCACGCGCCAGAUCGCCAUGAUGCUGUGGGCAACUCUAUGGUGGUACUUCCACGAGCCCGAACCAGACCUGCACAUGGAGACCGCGGAGUCAAGCAUGACCCCGCGCGACGGACGCCCAAAGGGCGUCUGGCGGGUAAACAUCAAGCGGGAAGGGAUCUUCAAAGGCCGGAACCUGCUCCAGAAGCUGGAGCGGAUGGGCCUAAUAGCGACCGAAGACUCCUCCGUUGGCCUCCAGCCCAUGGAAACCCGCGACUCAAGCAGCUGGUCAACGAUGUUCGUAAGCCGCCGCAGCUUCUGGCAGCUCGACCCACGACUAUUCCUCUUCACACUCACGCCCAACAGAGGCCGUCCAUCAACACCUCCGUACCGGUCGCGUAAUGUGUCGCCCGCGCCCGAUGGCUCACCCAGCACAACGCCGCACGCGCUGGCGCCCAUGGAGGCAACAUUCCAGACGGCGAAUAUGGGCCCGUUCACCUCGGUAGGACCGUUUACCUCCGGCAGCCAUCUACCAACAUACUAUCCCCCACCGCCGCUGCAGUUCACCUCCACGAACGGGGUGCGACACCCCGUGCGCCCGAAACCGCCGCACCAGGGCGAGGUCUUCUACGUGCGCUACAUCCCCAGUAUGAGUCAGUAUCUCUCAUUCCGCGUGGCGUUUGUGCCGAUGACGGCGGAUGGUGCUACUGAUGGUCGACCUGGGACGCCUGUUACCACGGCUGUGACGAGCAUCGCGCAGCAUCUCACUGAGGAUAUCUGCUCUGAUCUGGACACGCUGCAUCGGUGGAUGAAUAUCCCGCGGGUGGAGGCAAUGUGGGGUGAAGGCGGACCCAAGUCUGUGCAGGAGAAGUUCCUGUUGGCUACUCUGACUAGCCGACACAGUUUCCCUGUUAUCGGGUGUUGGGACGGGAAGCCGUUUGGGUAUUUUGAGAUCUACUGGGUCAAGGAAGAUCGGCUGGGACGACUUGUGGACCAUGUGGAUAAUUAUGAUCGGGGUAUUCAUCUGCUUGUUGGGGAACAGGAGUUCCGCGGUGCGCAUCGGGUUGCGGUUUGGUUGAGUGCCUUGGUGCACCAUUGCUUCUUGUCGGAUAUGCGGACUGAAUCUGUGGUUUUGGAGCCGCGGAUUGAUAAUAUCAAACUCAUUAAUUACCUCCAAAAAGCAGGCUUCUAUAAAGAAGGCGAGGUCAGCUUCCCGCAUAAGCACUCUGCCAUCAUGAGGAUCAAGCGCGAGUACUGGGAAAGUCCGGCUCUAUAG
Messenger RNA from Penicillium samsonianum, 1566 nucleotides. RefSeq names its product GNAT family N-acetyltransferase. The coding region runs from base 1 to 1566 and encodes 521 amino acids. The record is from RefSeq and is a predicted model, not a curated record. Gene Ontology annotation, biological process: siderophore biosynthetic process. Lineage: Eukaryota; Fungi; Ascomycota; Eurotiomycetes; Eurotiales; Aspergillaceae. The transcript is spliced from 2 exons.